This is a messenger RNA of Paramecium primaurelia, 326 nucleotides long. The record is from the annotation of a GenBank genome assembly. Lineage: Eukaryota; Ciliophora; Oligohymenophorea; Peniculida; Parameciidae.
UAAUAUGGCAGAUCAAUCAUAAGCUGAAUAUUUGAACUUAAAAGUAAAAUCUCAAGAUGGAGAGGAAGUGUUCUUUAAAAUCAAAAAAUAGACUCAAUUCAAGAAGUUGAUGGAUGCUUAUUGUUCAAGACAAAAUGUAAGUAUGAACUAAAUAUUUUAGCUUCAAAUCUAAAAUGUGAGAUUCUUAUUUGAUGGAGAAAGGAUUUUAGAGACAUAAACUCCAGCUGAUGUUAGAUUUAUAUGAUAUAUAUUAGAUUGGAAUGGAAACAGGAGAUGAAAUUGAUGUUGUUAUUGAGUAAGUCGGAGGCAUGAAAUGUAUAUGAAUA